Sinocyclocheilus grahami is the source of this 1666-nucleotide messenger RNA. RefSeq names its product tumor protein p53-inducible nuclear protein 2. The transcript has 2 exons. The record is from RefSeq and is a predicted model, not a curated record. The coding region runs from base 151 to 594 and encodes 147 amino acids. Gene Ontology annotation, cellular component: nucleus; autophagosome. NCBI's taxonomy places the organism in Eukaryota, Metazoa, Chordata, Actinopteri, Cypriniformes, Cyprinidae. Gene Ontology annotation, biological process: positive regulation of DNA-templated transcription; autophagosome assembly.
AGAAACCGCAGGACUAGAGCAGGCAGGAUACAGGCGGCACAUCCUUCCUUCCCUUCCAUCUGCUCUCCUCCUGAUCCCGCCUCCUUCUCUCACCUCGAGUCAGUAGAAGUGAAUGUGUUGUUAAGCGAGCGGGGAUCGUGUUCCUGCAGCAUGGAUGAGAGCUGGUUUGUCACCCCUCCCCCCUGUUUUACUGCAGAGGGAGCCACGGCAGAGGCCAGCCCCAUGGAGGACCUCCUCAUCGAGCACCCCAGCAUGUCCGUGUACGUCUCCGCUGGCCCUCUCCCUGCGGUGGAAGAGAGCACCACCAGCCUGAAUGGCAGUGUCAGCAGGACGUCUGAAUCAGCAGCGCCCUUAAUGACCAGGAACAGCAUGCCCACACGGGUGACCCGAGGAGCAGCCGCACAAGCAGGCGCCCUGGCUAAAGUCACCCAGGUCUCCAGGGUCCAGAGGGCCAAAGCCCGCACUGAGCGUCGCCACCUGGCACGCAACCGCAUGCAGCGCCAAAACCGUGUGCGUGAACAGGUGCAACGGCGCGCGUCCCACACCCGCAACUCCUUCCUGCACCAACCGUGCCAGCGCAACAUCUGCCACUGAUGCAUUAAAGUUUACAUUGAGGGCAUUAUAACCCACCCCAAGAAAACCCACACCUCCCAAUGAAUCCCCUACCUUCUCAAGUUCUCCUUUUGCUUUUAUUGGUUUUAUGUACAUAAUGUUAUUCAGUUUCAUAUUAAUCAGGUUUGUCUUUGAGUACAAGCCAGUUUAUCCUCUUUUCACUCUUAUUUGGAAACCCACUACCAAGCACAAUUACUCUAAGACGAUUCAUAUAUUUGCUUAAAUGGCCAUGUACCUCCAAUAACACCUAAAUCAGUAUCUGGGAGUAUAGCUGAAAAGGAGACAUGUAAACUCUGUAUCUUUACAUACAUCCCUCUAAAUGUAUAACGAUGACACUUCAGGUACAUUGACACUGUUCGUUGAAACAUAAUCAGGUUAAAUUGUCAAAAGAAGGAGCCAACCACUGAAUGCUUCAUGGAAAUAUGAUCCUAAGAUCACAUCACACUGAGAGAACAAAAAGCUACCACAGCAAUAAAAAAGGUCACUUAAAGACAACAAGAAUGAAAAGUAUGUAGAUAGUGUGAGUGAGCAAGAAUAGUAAACAGAUACAUGCAGUUGAGAGUUUGCAGAUUAAGACAAAUCUAGCCAGAUAUGUUUGUAAAGAGGUCAUUUCAAAGUAGAUGUUGCUGCCUGAUUUUCAGCAUAGCAGUGCUAACGUUCAAAAGUAAUUAGACUCCCAAACAAUUUAAUUGCUUGCUUUUGUAUGACCUCUCUUCCUAAACCUAAUGAGUUGCCUAUCUAAACAGCAUUUAGGAAACACCAUUUAUUGGUGUGCUUCCGCAAAGGCAGUAUCCUUCCAAGAAAAGGCAGUUUCACUGAAGAAAUCAAUUCAAGAUGGUGGAGAAAGUGGGCACUCAAUUCUAUACAUAGUCUGAAUGGGAAAAAUACCCCAGUGCAUUUAUAAAUAUAUAUUUACACCCAAUACUUAGGUGUGUUAUGAAUUUGUGCUUAUUAGAGCAUUGCCUUGCGUUAGCUUAGCAACAUGCUAACGUCAAAUUCUACUGGAAUCAACUGUAAGCAUCAAAACUUGUGUAUUUUGUAAUUCAUUCAGUAC